AUGUCAGCAGGCUGCCUGCAGAGUGAGGAAGUAAUAGAAAUCACCAAACUCUCGGGCGAGUCUGUUCUCCUGCCAUGCUCCUGUGGUGGGGUCACUCAGGCAUUCCCACAGGAUGCCGUCAGAUGGCUGAAAGAACAGCCACCUUCCCAUCUGGAGAUAUACCCAAACACACAUGAGGACUACGCAGGGCGGAUUAAGAUGUCUCAUGAGGUCUCUCCUGGAGAUUUCUCUUUGCUCAUAUCACACCUGACUAAGAAAGAUGAGGGACCCUACCGAUGUGAAAUCUUACAUCACUUUUACAGAGACAUUAGACUGCGAAUUGCAGCAGCACCAGUAACUACAAAACCUGAAGUAACAACUCCAGAGACACAAGCACCAGUAACCAAAGGAAAAGAUGAUGAAACCAAGUCCCCAUCAUACUUGUUCAUCCUUGGUGCGGUGCUGCUGUUGCUGUUACUGCUGGGAGGAGCCGCUUUCUUAUAUUUAAGGCAUAAACGUCUCAGAGGGAAAACGCCACACUCCACAAGGAUCCAUAGCGAUAGACAGAACAAGAGCGAAGACACAGAGACAGAUAACAGAGAUGAUGUCACCUACACCACUGUGGUCCAUGGUGCAAACCCCAACGUAGCCCAAGUGAGGAUGAGCAUCGAUGACAGGACAGAGUACGCCUCCAUCAGGACCACUUGAGCUAACUUGCCCCACCACUUCCACCCCACUUCUACCUACCGUUUACGGUCCUUGAGACUGUCUUAUCUAGCCCCCGAUAUAAUUUUUUUUAAUGCAGUUUUACGCAAAAUAUGACAUGUUUUGUAUAGAAAUGUUAGAAAUUACAUUUGCAAUAUAAGUAAGUUACAUUUUCAGGGGACUGAAGGUGGGGGCUGCUGUAAAGGUGGCCAUCUUCAAUAUGGGCCUGAAGUCCAGGGGAAAUUACUGGUUUGUGUUAAUAGUACUACCCUUGAAGGACUUUAUAUAAAUUGAAGUGGCCCUUGAAUGAAAAUGGUUCCCCACCCCUGACUUAGAGACUCUGUGACCAAAUAGACUCCAGAAGGUAUUAGAUCAACUCUCUAAGUGUUAAGUUUACACUGCAUUGUUUUUUUUAUUGUGUACACUUCCUCUUACUGUACGUCACCUCUGUGCCUUCUAUCAUCUAAAAAUAUUUCAGACCUAGGAUGCAGUAGGCAGUUCAUAAUAAUUACAUCCUAUUAAACAUUUAUUUUGCAUUCAAUAUCUACCUUUGGCCUCAAUUCCGAAUACUUUGUAUCCCGAAUACUUUGUACUGUAAUGACAAAUAAAGCUAAUUCAUUCA
Engraulis encrasicolus (European anchovy) is the source of this 1306-nucleotide messenger RNA. Its product is annotated as matrix remodeling-associated protein 8-like. Gene Ontology annotation, biological process: cell surface receptor signaling pathway; immune response; cellular response to lipopolysaccharide. Gene Ontology annotation, cellular component: external side of plasma membrane. Lineage: Eukaryota; Metazoa; Chordata; Actinopteri; Clupeiformes; Engraulidae. The transcript has 7 exons. The record is from RefSeq and is a predicted model, not a curated record. Bases 1 to 687 code for a protein of 228 amino acids.